CCUUCUUUACCAGGCUUAGGUUUCCUGUAGAGGAUUUUGACAGGAUGCCUUGCAAGCGGCGCUUAUAGAAGUCCCCAUGGAUUAAUUUUUGAUUAAAAGAUGGGAAAACAAGUAGGGAUAAACAGGUUUCUCAGCAAAGGCGGGGAGUGUCAGCAAGCGGGUGCCAGAGGCUUCUCUGGUGUGAGCUGUUGGUAGGUGCGAGUGUCCCGAGAGAGGAGACGGAGGGCAAGGAUGAGAAAUCGCAGACAGAAGCAGAUUUAAGAAUGAUAAUAAAGAAAAAGAGAAAAGAAUUGCACGAGGAACCUGUACAGAAGAAGAAAAAUGUGAAGACUGUCAUUAAAAUUGAGGAAGAUGUUCCAACUGUCAUUAAAAUCGAGGAAGAUGAUAGGCUUGAGACAAAAAUAAGGAAAAAGGUAAAUUUUAAAGAUGAAUGUUUAGACCAAUCACAACCAAAGAACAAGAAGAAGAAAAACAAGAAAAAGAAAGUCAGCUCCAAACUACUAAAAGAAGCACAGUCAGAAAGCCUUGAGAUUGUGAAAGGUCACCUGGAUUCAGAACUUCAAGAGGAAUCAGAGGAACAAAUUAAAAUUCUCAAAAAGAAGAAAAAAAAAGUCCCAUGUCAUUCAUCCUUAGAGGAGGAUAAUGGGAGUAGUGGCAUGGAGCUUUCAAAUUAUCCUACAGAUGAUAUUAAGAAAACUGAAUUUUCUUUAAAAAAAAACAAAAAGGAUGCUGCUUUGAAUUUGGAACUGGAUGGUAAGGUAACAAAGAAAAAAAAGAAGAAAGGCAGUUCUUUUUCAUUAGAGGACAUCCAGGACAGUGAACAAAAGCAGUCUGAAAGAGUUUGUAAAAAGCCCCACAAAUGCAUUUCACAAGAAGUAGCUUUUACAGCUGAAAACCAUGACACACAUAAUGUCCAGAAUGAUGGGGAGAGUUGUGUGACAAAAAAGAAGAGGAAGAAGAAGGAUAAGUCUGAGUCCUUUUUACCACUAGUAGAUAAUAAGGACAACAUAUCUGGAGUUCCUGGUAGGCCCAUUGCAUUGAGUGACUUCAGAAAAAGGAAGAAGCAGAAUUCCUGGGAAAUUACAUUGACAAAUAGAGAGGAAGAGGACACUGGGAGUAUCAAAGAGACUAAGAAGAACAAGAACAGAAGCAAAUGUGUUUCUUCCUCAACAUGUGAAGAUCAGCUAGACUGCAAUCACAGCAUUCCUGAUAAGUAUCUCCCAGCACAGCAAGAAGUUGACUGUGAGGAAGAAAAGCUGUCUGGAAAAAAGAACAGGAAGAAUUUCAAGGGUAGUAAUGAAGUCACCAAGAAGAAAAAGAAAAAAAAGAUUCACAAAGAGGAGGAGGAAACAACAUAUUCAAAAGUUGCUUUAAACAAUGAUAGUGCCUCUAAAAACCAAAAAAUAAGACUACCAGAAAGAAAUAAAAAGAACAAAGGGGGUGAAAUGGAGCGAGCUGAGUGUGUAGCAGGGAAUGCUGUAGAUGGGGCAUUAUGCAGUAGUAAUCACAUGCUCUGUGACAGGAAAGGGAAAAAAAGAAAAAAAGUCCCACCACAGGACUUGGCUGAACAACCAGGUUCAGAAGCAGAUACAAAAAAGAUGAAGAUCAUUACAGAAGGCACAGGGAAUGAGUCACUGGAACAUCUAGAUGGUGUAAUUAUUGUGCAGGAAAAAAAAGGAAACUGUGAUGAAGUUAACAUAGACAAGGUGAGGCGACAGGCUCUGCAAGAAGAAAUCGAUAGAGAAUCUGGCAAAACAAAGGUUUUCAGUUCCAAAGUGGGACAGGAUACGAAGUUUGGACAGUGGAGUACAGCUGCUUUUAAAAGUUCUGAGGAAGAAAUUAAGUUUUUCAGACUGAUGGGUGGCUUUAAAAAGGGCUCUGGGCCUAUCCAAAAUCUCUCAGCAACUACAAACAAACCGAACAUGGCUCUGAACAGGGAAGGGCAGGAGAAGUUACAGCAGGCUCUGAAGAUGGAGUUUGAUAAAGCAAUGGACUUGAAGCAACACAGAGGAAUUGGUCUUGGAUUUCAACCUACUGCCAACAAAAAAGGAUACAUAGACAAAUAUACAUCAAGAUCUAUAAAAUUUGAAGAUUAAAACUCUGAGGUAAUAAAAAGAAUGACAAUUCAGGCAAUUUUUUUUUUUACUUUCCAGAUCUUUUUACUU
Corapipo altera (White-ruffed manakin) is the source of this 2165-nucleotide messenger RNA. It is a transcript of the gene KNOP1, whose product is annotated as lysine rich nucleolar protein 1. Lineage: Eukaryota; Metazoa; Chordata; Aves; Passeriformes; Pipridae. The coding region runs from base 264 to 2096 and encodes 610 amino acids. The record is from RefSeq and is a predicted model, not a curated record. The transcript has 5 exons.